Messenger RNA from Magnolia sinica, 2612 nucleotides. Its product is annotated as ceramide kinase. The record is from RefSeq and is a predicted model, not a curated record. The coding region runs from base 269 to 2122 and encodes 617 amino acids. NCBI's taxonomy places the organism in Eukaryota, Viridiplantae, Streptophyta, Magnoliopsida, Magnoliales, Magnoliaceae. Gene Ontology annotation, molecular function: kinase activity. The transcript has 15 exons.
UCUCCUCGUGCGAAUGCCCGUCUCUCUCUUCGUCAGUGGUAGCUGAGAAGGAACGUGAAACGUGAGAAUUCCAAUCUGCCGUCGGACUCCAUCGAUUUCCCAUCUUCCCGUAUUCUCUGUCACUUUCACCUGAUUCGAAGGAAAACCCACUUGGCGAUUAGAUUUUCUCGCAUCGAAUUUCAAUCAUCUCACCAUUUUCAUGGGCAGAAACGAGAAUUGAGAACGUACGGCCCAGCAGCAGCAGCAGCGGAUUAAAUCUCAGCCGAAGAUGCAGUUGGAUCAAGUGGGCCCAUCGGCCGCGGGCUCUAAUCUCAUCUUGGAUCAUGUAGGGCAGGUGGUUCUGACCCUCAAUCCAUCUGGCCUCUCGUGGAAAUUAGCCAAAGACAUGGAAAACGAGGAGGAUUCGUCGUAUUGCUUGGCCUUUGCUUCAAAAACCGAGACUGAAAUCAAAUUUUCUGAUGUUUAUUCUGUUGAAUUCAUCAAUUGGGGUUUGAUUCAUGAACCGAUUCUUCCUAAUGCUGGAGGUUUUUUCUUGGGCCGUGACUCGGAGAUGUACCGUUUUGUGGUGCACGGAUACCAAAAAUCGAAGAUUCGACGUAAUCUUUGGGUUUUGACUGCAUACAUCUUUGGUCACAAGGAUCUAAAGAUGUGUCAAACAUGGGUGGAACAAAUUAAUGCUUGUAUAAACAUGGAAGUGGGUAGGCCUAAGAGCCUUUUGGUUUUCAUUCAUCCACUAAGUGGGAAGGGGAAUGGCCGCAGAAUCUGGGAAACUGUUGCUCCCAUAUUUUCUCGUGCUAAAGUAAGAACAAAGGUGAUAGUUACCCAGAGGGCGGGCCAUGCAUUUGAUUUGAUGAAGUCCACUACUGACAGGGAGCUCAACUCUUAUGAUGGUGUUAUUGCGGUAGGCGGCGAUGGUUUUUUCAAUGAGAUUCUUAACGGGCUUCUCUCUUCAAGGCAUCACGCUCCUUAUCCACCAGCUCCAACAGAAUUUAUGCAAUCCAUUGGGCAUGGUAAUCAUUAUCCUGCACAGAGGAGGUUUAACCAUAGCAGUAGUGAAGGUGGCUCUGUUCACAAUCCGAAUGACACUGCCAAUGAAAGUCCACGUCAAAGUGAAGAUCGUGAUCCUCUCCUACCAAGUUCAGAAGCCAUUUUAUCAGAAUCGUCAAAUUUCAGAACAGAAAUUGGGCCCUGCGACACAGAUCAAGAUUCUGUAUUUUCCAUCCCACAUGAACGAUUUAGACUCGGAAUUAUUCCUGCAGGUUCAACUGAUGCCAUUGUGAUCAGUACAACUGGCACUCGAGAUCCUGUAACGUCCGCUUUGCAUAUUGUUCUUGGUAAAAGGAGAUGUCUUGAUAUUGCUCAGGUUGUUAGAUGGAAAGCUACCAUUUCAUCUACAGAUGCACCUACUGUCCGCUACGCAGCUUCUUUUGCAGGGUAUGGAUUUUAUGGAGAUGUCAUCACAGAGAGUGAAAAAUAUCGCUGGAUGGGCCCCAAACGUUAUGAUUUUGCAGGAACAAAGGUGUUUAUGAAACACAGGUCAUAUGAGGCAGAUGUAUCUUUUCUAGAAGUCAAAUCGGCUUACCCAAUCACCAAGGAAGAUUUUCCAGAAAUCAGGACACAACGAAGGAGGUUGCUGGAAAAUCCAAAGAAAGUAGUUUGCAGUGUUAACUGUCCUGUUUGUGAGGAGACUGUGAGGCCUGCUAGUGUGCUUCUGAAUGGUGUGACCACAGUGUCGCAAGUUGAUGGUGAAGAUUUAAAAUGGCUGCGAUCAAAGGGGUGCUUCCUUAGUGUUGGUGCAGCCAUUAUCUCAUGUCGUAAUGAAAGAGCUCCUGACGGUUUGGUAGCUGACGCACAUCUUGCAGAUGGUCUUAUGCAUCUCAUACUAAUUAAAGAUUGUCCCCGCACCUUCUAUUUAUGGCACCUUACACAACUUACACGGAAGGGCUCAAACCCCCUCAACUUUGAGUUUGUGGAACACCAUAAAACAACGGCAUUCACCUUUACUUCUUCUAGCGAUGAAAGUGCAUGGAACCUGGAUGGUGAGCUCUUGCAAGCACGCCAGCUUUCUGCACAAGUAUUCCGAGGCCUUAUUAGCUUAUUUGCAGCCGGGCCUGAAAUUUAAAAUUUCUUACAAAUUUCACCAAAUCAGCUGUGGAUUGAAGCUUGUUAUGCAUUCAUUUCAGCGAUGUCAUACCAAGAGCAGUCAUCUUGAUGCGAUUCCAAUUUUCUUUAUGGAGUGCUGACAGAGCUGGUGGUUGUACAAACCUCUCUUGAUGGAUCUUUAUUGAGUUACCCUUAAAUGGAGGGAAAGAAUCACUUGAGGAAGGCAUCUUGAUAUUAACUAAUCUUAUAUCUUGUGAUGAUUGUGGCAUGUUAUUUGGUUACUAUGGUUGUGCAGGAAGCAACCGCGUGGGCCAGCUGGCUCUGUAAAAGUCAUCGUGUGGCCAUAGCUGCUCGUAGGAUGUCCUAGUUAGAUCACUGAGAUUGUACAGCGUCAGGAUCUUUGAGAUUGUAGAAUUCAUCAUGGGACAUUUGUCUGGUAAACUUGUUUAGUAUUAAUAUCAUGUACUAAAUGGGUGUUUUUAAUUUUAGUACAUAGCUUUAAUUUUUAA